AACAACACUACCUAGGGCAGCUAGUGACUUGACACAUAUGUAUGUAGGCAGUAUAUAAAUUCCCAUGCUCUAUUUCCAUUCUCGUCAAACCAGGCUAUCAACAUCUACUCCAAAUAUUCCCUACAUACCUACCUACAUACAGAGUGAGCCUCGCAAGGCCUACGUCAGCAUUAAAUCAACAUGGCUCCGGAUAGUGAAGCCGCGACAGAAUUCACAUGCUUCCCUAAGCUACCCAGGGAAAUACAAUUCAUGAUUUGGGAUGCGCACAAAUUGAACCUCCCAGUUAUAAGGCACUGCUUCACGAUAAACAGAAGGCGGGUUCGUAUGUACGUAGCCAUCGACUCCAAGACGGGAGAGAUUGUCCGCAACAGAGUGAGCCGAGAAUAUAACCCUCAAGAGUUACUACCUUACGAAAGCCGGAUUCGGUUUCCUGGCACUGUAAUUGUCUGGUUGCAUGAAAUUGGGAACUAUAAGUUAAGUGACUUCUUCAGUACAGACAGUUUGAUGCAAAGCGGCCAGUCUUUCGUCUACAUUCGGGUAGAUAUGGAGCGCGACAUCUUCUGCUUCGGCCCGUGCGAGUACAGCCGUUACGGAAGUAGCAGCAGAAGGACAACGAAGGAGUGGUUCCGCUUCCUCCACAACCCGAUUAACCAAGACCAGCCGCUACUUUACAACCAUUGGAUCUUCCGUGUCCGAAAUCUCGCUCUCGGCGUUAUGGACCCCGGUUAUACCAUAACGCGGUGGGAUACCCGGGUCCUUGAGGGCAUGCAGCGCCUACGGUAUAUAAAACUUGUCGCUCCUCGGCUUCUCAUACGACCUAGUCCUGAGCUGACAAGAAGGAGCUUGAAAUAUAAAGAGUGGUUUGUCGAGGAGAAUAUGCUUGACAGGGAGAACCGAGAUUUACUACGCAAUCAUACCAAAACGGCACUGAAGAGUAUCGGGGAAAAAAUAGCGGCACACGAUGUCAACACGAAAGUGACGCCAGUUAUCGAUCUUUUGCUAGAGUGGUGUUCAUAGUCAUGAGUAGUAUCUUGACCAACCCAUAAAUACAUGUUGCAGGUGUCUGAGGCUUCAUGGCCCCACUAGGCCUGCCAGCCAUAUAUUGGCACUCCGCCAGUGUAGUCUAGAAUAAAGCAAGCUUUCUUCCUUUCAUCUUUCUUGUUAUUUGUGGCAGUGCAACUGCAACAAU
This is a messenger RNA of Hypoxylon fragiforme, 1189 nucleotides long. RefSeq lists its product as uncharacterized. Bases 181 to 1017 code for a protein of 278 amino acids. NCBI's taxonomy places the organism in Eukaryota, Fungi, Ascomycota, Sordariomycetes, Xylariales, Hypoxylaceae. The record is from RefSeq and is a predicted model, not a curated record. The transcript has a single exon.